Messenger RNA from Gongylonema pulchrum, 1346 nucleotides. The record is from the annotation of a GenBank genome assembly. Lineage: Eukaryota; Metazoa; Nematoda; Chromadorea; Rhabditida; Gongylonematidae.
GUGGCGCCGAUCUGGAAGUUUGUUUGGUUGAUUCAUCGGACAAAAAUUUCAAUUGCACAGCAAUGCUUGGCUCGCAGUCAAUGCCUGGAAAAGUAUUACUUCCGGUACCAGAAGUAGCAAAACCGUUUCGGAUUGCUAUCAUACCAAACAUUGCCACCGGAAUAAUUGCAAUCGACGACAUCAGUUACACGACUGUUCCAUGUCAACAGUCCAGUUCUCCGACCGCAGGAUACAGCGAGAACAUAGAAGUAGAAUCUCUUUUCUCUCCAAUGACGACGCAGGAGUGGAUAAUGACGAGCACACCAACCUCAGGAUUCAGUACGUUCACACUUACUGAAUCCAACUCGGUAGUUCAUACGACGGAGCUGCCAUUCGACCUAUUAAUUCUUGGAAAUAAGACGACACCACUUUUCGAUCGGCGCUCUGGUCGAAUUAUUACAAACACAUCGCUGCUUCUUUGCGAUUUCACAGAUGAUUUUUCUUGCCAAUGGGGUCCUGAAAGUGGCAGAUGGGGUGUCAUCCAGGAAGGUGCAAUACCCUCAUUUACUUUGCCGGAUGGUUAUCCUGCUCCAACAUAUCCGGCCGCUAUUGUGAUACAAGGAACGGCAAUGCUGACAAGUGAUCCCCUGAAAUGUCAGACCAGUCAAGGAAAGCUUAUGUUACGCCACUGGGCAAAUGGCUUGUCACAGGCGAUGCAGGUGUGUGCAAUUGGUUAUGGAAUUGGAAGCAAUAAGGUUGAAUGCGUAACUGCGAGCCAGGAUCGUGAAACUGCAGAAGACAAAACGCUGUUAAUAUUCCACUUUUCACGGCCAAUUUUGGAACCAUUUACGCUGAACAUAAUUCCACAGUGGGAUCAGUCAGCAAGAAAUCAGUAUCUGAUCAUCGACGAGAUUGCGUAUGUCGGAAGUUGUGAUGCGAACAAGCUCGCUGAGAAACUGAAAGAGCAGUCGAUUGUUGCGCGAGCUAGCAGUAACCCCCAAGCCAGACCAAAAACUUAUGAAAAUUCUGUUUGGACAGUAGAUCAUCAGCAAGAAAUUGCAUCGCCAAUAAAUCGACCUGUGACGAGUGCUGUUUCAACACAUUUUCCGGAAUGGAUAACGCUGCUAGCUACAACAACUCCCGGUGAUUUCCUUGUUAAUAACCACGGCAGCAGAACAGACUAUUGCGCGUUGCUCAGUUGUGAUUUCAAAGGUUUGUUUCCACUUUGUUAUCCACUUAAAGCAGCAAAGGAGAAUGCACCGAGAUGUGGCCAUCCCUGUCUUCCCAUCUCCUCCUUUUUUGCCUAUCCUUUUCGAACCUUCCACAAACAAACGAGAAAAUUCUUUUUUAUGUUCGAAAACUGGUAA